Coccomyxa subellipsoidea C-169 is the source of this 1539-nucleotide messenger RNA. Its product is annotated as L-galactono-1,4-lactone dehydrogenase-like protein. The transcript has 9 exons. Bases 1 to 1539 code for a protein of 512 amino acids. Gene Ontology annotation, cellular component: membrane. The record is from RefSeq and is a predicted model, not a curated record. Lineage: Eukaryota; Viridiplantae; Chlorophyta; Trebouxiophyceae; Coccomyxaceae. Gene Ontology annotation, molecular function: FAD binding; galactonolactone dehydrogenase activity; D-arabinono-1,4-lactone oxidase activity.
AUGAACCAGCUUACAGGGGACAAGGAUGAGCAUCACCUGGUCAACUGGUCCAACACUCAUGAGUGCCGGCCCAAGCGCUUCUACCAGCCAGAGACGCAGGAAGAGCUUGAAGCCAUUGUGAGGGAGGCGCAUGAAAAAGGGGAGAAGCUACGCUGCAUGGGGUCUGGGCUGUCCCCCAAUGGACUGCCCUUCAGUGAUGAGGGCAUUGUGAGUCUCGCCUUGUUGGACAAAGUGAAGUUUCUGGACCUGCAGCGACGGCGCGUCACUGUGGAAGCUGGCAUCCGUGUGGAGCAGUUGGUGGAGGAGUUGCGGCAGCAUGGCCUCACACUCCUGAACUAUGCCUCGAUACGGGAGCAGUCCAUCGGGGGCUUCACACAGGUGAGCGCACAUGGGACUGGGGCGACCAUCCCUCCAGUGGAUGAGUUUGUGGUGGGGCUCAAGCUGGUCACGCCGGGCAAGGGGACCAUUUCCCUGACCAGGGAGGAUGACCCAGAGAAGUUCAAGCUGGCCAAUGUGGGUCUGGGCGCUCUUGGGAUCGUGUCAGAGGUCACAUUGCAGCUGGCGCCCAUGCAUCAGCUGCUGGAGCACACAUCCGUCAUGAAGCAUAACAAACUAAUGCAAAAGAACCGUCACCUGCGCUACAUGUGGAUUCCCUACACCGACUCCGUGGUGGUUGUCACAAACAAUCGUGUGAAGGAGGGAACAAAAGUACCAAAGGUCAAAGUGACAUAUGCAAGGGAUGAGAAGCUAGAGCCACUGAGGCACCUGCUGAGAGAGGCAUUGCCUGAUAAAGACCCCUCCACCAGUGAGGAGGUGGCAUCGCUCUCAAACACACAGCUGCGAGACCGGCUCAUCGCUCACAAGCCCCUGGACAGGGACUGGAUAGCCCGUAUCAACCAGGCAGAGGCUGAGUACUGGAAGAGGAGUGAAGGGUACAGGGUGGGCUGGAGUGACGAGAUCCUGGGCUUUGACUGCGGUGGUGAACAGUGGGUUCUGGAAGUCGCCUUUCCGACCGGCACACUCAAGAAGCCCAGUCAUGCGGACCUGAACUUCAUGAAGGAUCUGAUGCAGCAGAUAGAGGAGAACGGCAUCCCUGCAGCGUCCCCCAUCGAGCAGCGCUGGACAGCUUCCAGCAGCUCCCCCAUGAGCCCGGCAGCCGCGCGCGGCCAGCCCGAUACCGUGCACUCCUGGGUCGGCAUCAUCAUGUACCUGCCCACCGAGGAGGAAGCCCAGCGGAAGGCCAUCACCGACAGGUUCUUUGAGUACUGCAAGCUCGUGGAGCAGAAGCUUGUGCCCAAGUAUGAUGCCACGGAGCACUGGGCAAAGAUAGAGGUGCCAUACCUGGACAAGCAGGCUGCCAGGGAGCGCAUCGCUGGCAGAUACCCCGUCGACAAAUUCAACGCUGCGCGCCGGGAGCUUGACCCAAAGAACAUCUUGGCAAAUGACAUCAUUGACACCCUCAUGCCGCGGUCAGACAUCCUUGCUGUAGGGUCAUCUACUGACGCACCUGCAGUGCCCGCUGCCAGUGCCAGCCUGUGA